Messenger RNA from Rotaria sp. Silwood2, 513 nucleotides. The record is from the annotation of a GenBank genome assembly. Lineage: Eukaryota; Metazoa; Rotifera; Eurotatoria; Philodinida; Philodinidae.
AUGAGCUGUAGUGUUAAUACAUUUCAUGACACUCGUCAAUCAACUUCUGAUGAAAAGGUAACUUCACUUACAACACCAGAAACACCUUUGAAUAAUAUAAAAAAAUUAUUUACUGUACUUGGUACAUUAGUAGCAAUAACAAUUAGUGCUAUUGUUUUAGUCUUUUUUUGGUACCGUUUUAAAGCUAUUUUAAAACAAAAGAAAAAAAAGAAAAAUUUUAUUGAACAACAACAACGACAUUUUAAUUCACCAGUUCUUAAUCAUCAUCAUUCAACAGCAAUACAUUAUGCUUCAUCGGAUACAUUAGGUAGUAUACAUAGUGCACACUUAUCUGGUAGUAAAAGUCGUUCAGAAACAUUAAUUGAACCGCCAACAUUACAAUCAUUAUCUAUGUAUAAAAAUCUUGAAGCAAUUGAUAAUGAUCAUAUUAAAACUUUUAUUGAUGAUGAAAGUCUACAACAAUAUUCAACAGAUAAUUCAAUAGCAGAAAUGCAAGCGAUUAGUGAAUGUUAA